ACAUAACUACAUUAUUAUUAUUGGUUAUGUUUGCAUUUGCCAUUGCCAUGUUUGGUUGCCGUUGCCCUAAACACUGCCAUAAACUCUAAACUGUAAGUUUUCACUUGUCCCCGUUGUCCCCCUUGUCCCUAAUCUAAAAUCAUACUGGUUAACUGGUUCAAAUAAAUGGAAGUAAAACAGGGAAUUUGUGAUGAGUUUAAACAAAUAGAAGUAAAACAAGAAGUUAGUGAUGAGACCUGUCGAGCAGAAAUAUAUGCUGUUGAUGAUGGUAAUUUGGAUAUUGGUAAAAUUGAAAUAAAGGAGGAAGUCAAACGAGAAAGUAUACAUGAUACAUUUGAUUAUGUAGCCUUAGAGAAAAGUCCCAUAAAGACUGAAAUAGAACAAGAGGAACAUAAACUUACAUCCUGUAAAGAAAGACAAACAAAUCUAAGAGAAUUUCCCCAAGAGAAGAACACUUUGGAAAUUAUAAAAACAAUAGACAUACAGCUUUCGAAUCUACUUGCUCAAGAAAAAACAUUAAAAAGUGAAAUUUGUGGUAAGCGGUUUGUUAGAAAAGAAUACUUAAAUCAACAUUUGGAUAUUCACAGCGCAGAAAAACCUUAUAAGUGUGAAAUUUGUUUUAGGCAAUUUAGUCAAGAUGGAAAUUUGAAAAAGCAUUUAAGGGUACACUCUAGAGAAAAACCUUACAAGUGUGAAAUUUGUUCUAAGCGAUUUACUCGUAAUGCAAAAUUGAUAAAGCAUUUAAGGAUACAUACUGGAGAAAAUCCUCACAAGUGUGAAAUUUGUUUUAAACAACUUAGUGAAGCAGGAACUUUAAAAAAGCAUUUACAAAUACACAGGGAACAGCAAUACCAGUGUGAAAUUUGUUCUAAGAAAUUUAGUGAAGCAAGAACUUUGGAAAGUCAUUUGAGAAUACACACUAGAGAGAAACCUUACAAGUGUGAAAUUUGUUCUAAGCAAUUUAGUCGAAAUGACUAUUUGAAAAAUCAUUUGAGAAUACACACUGGCGAAAAGCCUUACAAAUGCGAAAUCUGUUCCAAGCAAUUUAGUCAAGCAAUUUAUUUGAAAAACCAUUUGAUAGUACACACUGGAGAGAAGCCUUACAAGUGUAAAAUUUGUUCUAAGCAAUUUUUCCACCAUGCAAGUUUGAAAAAGCAUUUAAUAAUUCACACUGGCGAAAAGCCUUACAAGUGUGAAAUUUGUUCCAAGCAAUUUAGUCAAGCAAUUCAUUUGAAAAACCAUUUGAGAGUACACACUGGAGAGAAGCCUUACAAGUGUGAAAUUUGUUCUAAGCAAUUUAGUGAAGCAGGCAGUUUGAAAAAGCAUUUAAGAACGCACACUGGCGAAAAGCCUUAGUAGUGCGAAAUUUGUUCUACGCAAUUUAGUGAAGCAGGCCAUUUGAAAACGCGUAUAAGACUACACACCGAAGAUAAAGCAUUGUGAAAUUCGUUUUAACCCUUUGAGUGCUUUUAAAAUUUCGAUAACAAAGCCACGAGGUUUGCAUUUUUUUAGAUAUUUAAAUUUUGACUCAUUUUAUUGUAAAGACGUCUAUUAUUGUUAUUAGAGAAAUACAAAAUUAAUGUCAUAAAGACAGUGACGUGUUUAAACGUCAUCAGCCUCCCGUAAUAGGGAACUUACAAAUUUUUUUUAUUACAUAAUAAUGUUAACGUUUUGUUUAAAAAUGAGAUUUCCAAAAUUUCACGCUUCAAAAUCUCAAUAACAACUUAGAAGUCCAAAUUUAAAUGCUCUGUGUAUUUAAAAUGGUUCAAAAGACCUGAGACGUCACAUAAUGAUACUUUCUUUAUGUUGAUGGUUAUAAUAUGUACUUCCAUUUUAACUUUUCCCAUACAUGAAAUUAUUCACGAAUUACUUUUUAUGCUAGGUUCUUUUUUACUCAGAGAAAGUAGUAUCGCAAAAUUAGUCCGCUUGUCCAUAGAAAUCACAAUAAGUCAAACAAGGAUAAACAAAUUGGUAUGUCGCUGAUAUCUUGUUUACUAUUAAUUUUGACAUUUAUAAUUUUAAGUGACAGUGAUAGCGGAUUUAUUGGUUGUUAUAUGAAUAGGGCUUUUCAUUCACAGUCAUUUGUUUCGAGCUUCUGUCAGAUAUCGAUACAUUUUUGGCAAAGUAACGUAAGUGACAUUUUUGAAAAUCAUAUUUUUCCAUUAAACUAACGCUAUUAUUGUUCAGAAGGCACUGCCAAAGUGUAGUAAGCCUAUACAUAUAUUAUGUUUAAAGUAAUUCUAGCCUUACUACAUUUUGGCAGUACCUUCUAAACAAUAAUAGUGUUAGUUUAAUGGAAAAACAUGAUUUUCGCCAAAAAUGUCACUUACGUUACUUUGCCAAAAAUGUAUCGAUAUUGUAUAAUCCGUGUGUAUUAAUAUUAUACACGGAUUAUACGACAUUUGACAGAAGCUCGAAACAAAUGACAAUCGAUGAAAAGCCCUAUUUAUUGUUUAUUUUUGGUUUUUCAAGUUAUUUAACUUUUAGUUUAGGAAAGUUGUAAUUUUUAUUUUCAAACAUAAUUAUUAUUAGAACGACUAACUACUAUUCUCUCUUAAUUCGAUUACUUUCGGUAAGUACCUAUUUAUUCUUUAAGGAAAAGUGAUAAGUAAUAUUUAUGAGUGUGGCUAUAGUUCUGUCGAAUGAAAACUUAUUUGUUUAUUUUCGAGAUUACUGUUUACUUACCUUUUGGUUUUUCAAUUAAAUUCAUUUAUUACCAUUCUAUAUUUAUCAGCAUCUAUAUUUAUACCAGUAAUACUCGGUAUGUUGUUCAAGAUGUUUAAUAAUGUUGAGUCGAUCAAUUCCCUUAAUAGUGAAAAAAAGAUUAAAGAAUUCAAUAAAAUAACUUUAUAAAAUAACUCCACCGGGAUAAUAUCCAUUUCCCAAUUAUUACCACUGACACUGACAGUUCGUACGUAUACGCUCUGAGCUUCGCUGGUGUCGCUCCUAGCGGACUACUAAUUCAACUUUCACCGGUAAUUUUUAAAUUUAUUAUUUAAUUGUUAUCGCUUAAUAUUUACAACACAAAAAUUAAUUAAAUUGUAAUCGAUUUUUUUAAGAUUUUGCUAAUCAUUUUGACAUUCUAUUGAUAAAAUAUGAAUUUCUUACUUCGGAUACUUUCACAAUUAUCGUCUAGAUGGCGCUAAGAUUAAUAGAUUAAUUUAUAAUUACAUAUUACGGAACAUUAAAAAAACUUAAAUUCAUUAUAAUAAAACGUAAGUAUAUUUAAGGUAAAAAUAUAUACCACAGCUUUGACCAACUAAUAUUUUUUAUAAUUAAUGUUUUUAAUUUUAAAUUAAUCACUUUGCCAUUUAUGUCAAAUUUCCGGUAAAGGUUUACAUACUUGUCACUACUGGCGCUCGCGAAUUUGUAAAUAUCCCCUCUACGUACGAGCUCACAGCGUAUAGGUAAUAUAAUACACGUGAAACGUACGUUUCAACUAAUUUUUUGAUUUAACUUGUUUAAAAAUGAAUCGUGACACAUGGUAAAAGUUAGAGUGGAAGAACAAUAUUUAUAUUUUAAUGACAUUUAUUGUACAUAUAUCAUUGUAAUAUAUAUACCAGUUUGUUGA
Diabrotica virgifera virgifera (western corn rootworm) is the source of this 3571-nucleotide messenger RNA. Its product is annotated as zinc finger protein 664-like. The transcript is spliced from 2 exons. Bases 166 to 1356 code for a protein of 396 amino acids. The record is from RefSeq and is a predicted model, not a curated record. NCBI's taxonomy places the organism in Eukaryota, Metazoa, Arthropoda, Insecta, Coleoptera, Chrysomelidae. Gene Ontology annotation, cellular component: nucleus.